Messenger RNA from Macrosteles quadrilineatus (aster leafhopper), 390 nucleotides. RefSeq names its product keratin-associated protein 19-2-like. Bases 63 to 299 code for a protein of 78 amino acids. The record is from RefSeq and is a predicted model, not a curated record. The transcript is spliced from 2 exons. NCBI's taxonomy places the organism in Eukaryota, Metazoa, Arthropoda, Insecta, Hemiptera, Cicadellidae.
UGUAUAUAAGCCCGGUCACGGUUUAGUCGACUAGUUGCCGGUCAUCUACUACCACCUACAACAUGUCUUCUACUAAGGUUAUUUCUCUCGUCUUGGUGUUGAUGGUCGCCAUGACCUUGACCUUCGUCUCUGCCCAGUACGGCGGCUAUGGAGGUUAUGGAGGAUACGGAGGAAGAGGAUAUGGUGGAUACGGAGGAAGAGGAUAUGGUGGAUAUGGGGGAAGAGGCUACGGUGGAUAUGGUGGAGGAAGGGGUCGAGGAGGAUAUGGGGGAUACGGUGGAUACGGACGGUACGGUUAGAAAUGAUGGCUACUUAUUGAAGAUAUCUGUGUACAUAAUUGAGAUUGAGUAUUGUGAUACAUUUUUGUUAUUAAAAGUUUAUUAAUGUAUA